Miscanthus lutarioriparius is the source of this 1677-nucleotide messenger RNA. NCBI's taxonomy places the organism in Eukaryota, Viridiplantae, Streptophyta, Magnoliopsida, Poales, Poaceae. The record is from the annotation of a GenBank genome assembly.
AUGGGUCUGUUAUUAACGCUAAUAACUACUCUGGCCAUGUUCCAGCCAUGCCUGCUCUUCCUGCAGGCCAACGCCUCCAACUCCACUGGAAGUGUGCAUCUAUGGUCCCAGCAAGAAGCACUCCUCCCGUGGAAGUCCACCCUACGGAGCUCACUGUCGCUGCUGGACUCAUGGCGGCCAAGGACCAGCCCGUGCAGCAGAAACUGGACAGGCGUUGUUUGCGACGCCGUGCACCACGGUCACCGUGGCAUGCCCUGGGCAGUGGUCCGCAUCGACCUGCCGAAAGCUGGCAUCGACGGCAGCCUCGGUGAGCUCAACUUCUCCGCACUCCCAUUCCUCCAGUACAUCGACCUCAGCUACAACAGCCUUCUUGGUGAGAUCCCACGGUCCAUCGCCUCCUUAGCUGAACUCUCCCACCUUGAUCUCACCGGCAACCGGCUCCAUGGACAGAUACCAUGGGAGGUGGGCAACAUGGAAAGCCUUAGCUUGUUGGAGCUUUCUCUGAACAACCUCACAGGAACCAUCCCUGCAUCCCUUGGCAACCUAACUAGGCUGGUUCAACUAACCAUCCUCCAAACCUUGCUCACAGGGUCCAUUCCUGAGGAGCUUGGCAAGCUCACCGGCCUAAAGUAUUUACAGCUAAGUAGCGCCUUCUUGAGUGGACGAAUACCAGAAAGUCUUGGCAACUUGACCAAACUAAGCCUCCUGCGCCUUUAUUAUAACCAGCUAUCAGGGCCAAUUCCCUCCACACAAGGUCAUAUACCAUCAGAAUUUGAUCAGAUGAGAAGUUUGCAGUACCUUGAUUUAUAUAGGAAUAGGCUUACUGGGUGGAUACCACAAGAGCUUGGCAGUUGCAUGGAGCUUCUAUUCUUGCGGAUCAACGACAAUGAUUUGACUGGAUAUUUGCCAACAACCCUUGGUAGUCUAUGGAAGCUGCAGAUUGCAUUGGAUGUCAGCAACAACAAACUCACAGGCAGGAUACCCACACAGCUUGGGAACUUGGUGAUGUUGGAGCUCUUAAACCUUUCCCAUAACAAAUUCAAUGGGACCAUACCUUCAUCUUUCUCCAGCAUGGUUAGCUUGUCAAUCCUUGAUGUGUCAUACAACAACUUGGAAGUUGGAGUUAUUAUGACUAUCUGUAGAAGCAAUAAACCACAAAAGGAAACAACCACUGAUACAAGAGAUGUGUUUUCAGUGUGGAAUUUUGAUGGGAAACUAGCAUUUGAUGAUAUCAUUAGAGCAACUGAAAAUUUCAGUGAGAGGUCUGAUUCAUCAAAUUGGAGCGAACUAGCAGGAACAUAUGGUUAUAUAGCCCCAGAGCUUUCACACACACCAGUGGUGACAACAAAAUGCGAUGUCUAUAGCUUUGGUGUGCUUCUGCUGGAGAUAGUGAUGGGGAGAUACCCUAGUGAGCUGCAGUCCCAUACUUCCCUACAAGGACAGCAUCACAAGCUUGCAAUGGAGACUUUCGACAAGCAUCCAUCAUCAACAACAUUGGUGGAGAGGGAAGAAGUUUCUUUGCUUGUCCAAGUAGCACUUGCAUGCCUGCAACCUUCCCCUAAGUCUAGACCAGAAAUGCAGGAGGUUUAUCAGAAACUGACUCACGACCACCCUUAUUGUUCUUUUGCCACAUCUUGCGACCUUACAAUAGAAAAACUAAAGGAUGGAGAAGUGUAA